UAUUUUGUUGUGUUGAAGCGAAGCGUCAAUACAUCCUGUCACGACACUUCGACUUUAAAGGUCGAUAUGGUGGAGAGUAGUAUUUAACAUCACUACGCAACAUUGGGGAGUCGUGAGUGGGUCAAUCAGCGACGAACAGCAAACCACAACUUUAAGAGGAAGACGGUUGCCAUAGUUAACUCGGCUGGACAGCUAGUAGGAUCCCUUUUGACAAGCUACAAGUUAGCUAACGGGCUAAUUAGGCUGCUCUUCGGAGUUUUUCGUUCGCUGUGAGGGAAUGGAGAAAGCUAAACAAGAUGCAUUCGACAAUGCCAGACUUCAAGUGAUCAAAGAUGGCUACGAGAGGGCCUUCGAGUGCAUCAAUAAAGCACUCACAGCAGAUGAAGCUGGAGACAAGGCACAGGCCGUUGAGCUCUACAAGCGAGGGCGGCAGCACCUUCUCAGGGCCAUCAGUGUGCCUUCACACGGAGAUGAGUGUGAAGGCAGCUCCUGGGAAUCAGCCAGACAGAUGCAGCACAAGAUGCAGGAGACGCUGAACAACAUCACCACUCGCCUGGCCAUACUGGAGACCAGCUCUGACAUUGGAUCUGCACCUACAUUGAACACUAGCAGUGUGUAUGGCUCCGAUGCUACAGACACAUCUAAAGGAGGUCUCUACCCAAAACUUGCCACCAAAAACAAGCCAGAGAAGCCAGCUAAUCCAAACCUACUUUCUGCCAAUGGCCAGGCAGCAGGAGCGGUAGGAGGCAUGCCUGCAUGCUGUAGUGGAGGUCUACCUCUCUCACCAACCAGACAGCUUGUGCCUCCAGCCAUACAGCCUCCAGCUUACUCUCCCCAGGCAGCUGACGGCCAUCUGUCUAUCUCAUAUGGGACAGAAUCAGGGGAAAUGUCAUUGGUUGGGGAUGAGUUCUACAGUCGUACAUCUAACUCAACACCAUCUCCCCAGAGUAUGGGUGAAGAUGGAGAGGAGCUGGUGUAUAUUCCUCAUGGUGUACAGAUAUUCUUUGUCACACCUGAGGGGCAGGUGAGCGCUCCGUCGUACCCAGGCUACCUGCGGCUGGUGAAGUUUACCAGUGACCAUUCUGACAGUAUGCCCAACAGGCCACCAGCAUUUCUGCAGGUAUGUGACUGGCUGUACCCUCUCAUGGCUAUGGACUCUCCAGUGUUGCUGUGUAACACUGGUGUGUUUAUGUUUCCGGACAUGAUGGCGCCAGCUCCAGGCUAUUAUGUGGGGGUGGUGUUGUCCUCUGAGCUGCCUGCUGAAGACAGAGAGAUGUUCCAGGACCUGCUGUCUCAGAUGACAGAUCUCAGGGUGCAGGCUCCAGAUGAAGCUGCAGGCACCAUUAAUCUCAGUCAGAAGGUGUCCAUUACUACACCUGAGGAGACUGCACCAGCAGAAACCGAGGAGGAGAAGGCUUUGCCUGAGUGGAGUGAAAAGGUGGCAAAUGGGAUCCUGACAGGUGCAUCAUGGCUAAGCUGGGGCCUCGUCAAAGGAGCUGAGUUCACAGGCAAAGCCAUUCACAAAGGUGCAUCAAAACUCAGAGAACACAUCACUCCAGAGGACAAACCCACCCACGUCAGCCCCACAGUCACCAAAGGCCUCCAUGUAGCCAAGCAAGCGACAGGGGGAGCGGUCAAAGUCAGCCAGUUUCUAGUGGACGGGGUAUGUGCGGUCGCUGGCUGUGUGGGUCGAGAGUUGGCACCACACGUGAAGAAACACGGAGGCAAGCUGAUCCCAGAAUCUAUGAAGAAAGACAAGGAUGGGCGUUCCAACAUAGAUGGAGCCAUGGUGGUGGCUGCCAGUGGAGUGCAAGGAUUUGCAACCAUGUGGACUGGUUUGGAAGUAGCAGCCAAGAACAUUACUACAAGUGUAGCAUCAGAGACAGUCACCACUGUAAAACAUAAGUAUGGAGCAGCAGCAGGACAAGCCACAGAUCACGCUGUCAAUUCUGCUAUUAAUGUUGGUCUCACUGCCUUCAAUGUUGACAACCUGGGGAUCAAAGCUGUGGUGAAAAGAACUGGCAAGCACACCGCGCAGGCCAUUUUGGAGGACUACAAGCUUCAUGAAACACCAGAGAACGGGAAGCAAGUGGAGAAAUCAAACAAAUAGCUGUUAGUGCCCUGCCUACAUUCCCACGGAAUGCCUUAAAGCAUAAUUUGUAUUCUUCUAUCAAAUAAAUCUAUAUUUAAUAUUCAUUAUUUAUAGAACAUCUUCUAUAUUUACAAAUUAACUACUGUUCUAUGCAUAUCCUGUAGUUUGAUACAGAUCUUAAGCACUUUAAUCUUUAUGUAAAACAAGGUAGAUGGACCUAAAUGAGAAGAAACUGCAGAUUAUCUAACCAAAAUUAAAACACAGUUAUAAAGUAUGAUAUACAAUACACAGUGUAACAUUCAGGUAUUACCAUUUCAUGUGCAAGAUCCCAGUUUAACUCUUCUUUGUACUAAGACAGCAUUAAAUUGUUGACUAGACACUGGACCCUUUCCUAAUCUUUGUGAAACAUUUGUGUGUUAGAGUUCUUCUGGUAGGGAAAGUGCAAUUUCUGUACUUUGAAUGAAUGAUCCAAAAUAUUGUCUGUGUCAGUAUGUUCAGUUCUUCAGAUAUCACUGUGUCAGGAAAAAAGUGUCUGUUAUAAUGUUGUUUUUUUCCCUACUGUGUUUAAAAUUAGAAGUAAUCACUGCUGCUUACUGUGCCUGCAAAAUAUCAGAUGGUGUACAAAUAUCGAAUGUGUUGUGAAAGUGAAGCUGUAAAACUAUACGGUCUGUUAUGUAUUUUUGUCAGUAAGACAGUUUUUGCCGUCUCUCAUGAAUGAGGGGUUCUAAAAUGUUAAUGUCCCCCACCUGCACGUCUGCGGAGUCUGAAACUGUCAGACUUAUUAGACUGGUGUUCUGCCACAAUGUGCAGUGCUUUUUCUGCAUUUCAGCUUAGUUGUAUCCAAGUAUUUUUAGAUGUCAGUGUUUAUAGUGUGUUUCUUAUAAAAAUCUAGAUUUUAUUUGGUGGACAAAACCUUUAACAAAAUGUGAAAUUUGAAGUGUAAUGCUAACUUUGCUUGCAACUCAGUUGGUUUGUGCAGUGACCUGGUUUGUAAUCUUUUUAAACUCAAGCUUUAAGACCUAAGACCUCAGCAGGCAAAUGUAACUGUCAGAUGACUUAAAUACUCCAGUUGUGCAUUGAGAUUUCUUUCACACCAGAAAUACUGAGGAUUUUCUGAAAAAAUAAAAUAAAAUAUAUAAAAGAA
This is a messenger RNA of Epinephelus fuscoguttatus (brown-marbled grouper), 3236 nucleotides long. It is a transcript of the gene spartb, whose product is annotated as spartin b. The record is from RefSeq and is a predicted model, not a curated record. The coding region runs from base 278 to 2110 and encodes 610 amino acids. NCBI's taxonomy places the organism in Eukaryota, Metazoa, Chordata, Actinopteri, Perciformes, Serranidae. The transcript is spliced from 8 exons. Gene Ontology annotation, cellular component: plasma membrane. Gene Ontology annotation, biological process: negative regulation of BMP signaling pathway; cell division.